Messenger RNA from Biomphalaria glabrata, 801 nucleotides. RefSeq lists its product as uncharacterized. Lineage: Eukaryota; Metazoa; Mollusca; Gastropoda; Planorbidae. The coding region runs from base 1 to 801 and encodes 266 amino acids. The transcript has a single exon. The record is from RefSeq and is a predicted model, not a curated record.
AUGGAUCAUCUUGUUCAUGUGAUUGUAAGGACAAAUGCUGAGGACACAUCUUGUAGAGCACUUGUUCAUGUGAUUGUAAGGACCUAUGCUGGGGACACAUCUUGUACAGCACUUGUUCAUGUGAUUGUAAGGACAUAUGCUGAGGACACAUUUUGUAGAGCACUUUUUCAUGUGAUUGUAAGGACAUAUGCUGAGGACACAUCUUGUAGAGCACUUGUUCAUGUGAUUGUAAGGACAUAUGCUGGGGACACAUCUUGUAGAGCACUUGUUCAUGUGAUUGUGAGGACAUAUGCUGGGGACACAUCUUGUAGAGCACUUGUUCAUGUGAUUGUGAGGACAUAUACUGAGGACACAUUUUGUAGAGCACUUGUUCAUGUGAUUGUGAGGACAUAUACUGGGGACACAUCUUGUAGAGCACUUGUUCAUGUGAUUGUGACGACAUAUGCUGAGGACACAUCUUGUAGAGCACUUGUUCAUGUGAUUGUAAGGACAUAUACUGAGGACACAUCUUGUAGAGCACUUGUUCAUGUGAUUGUGAGGACAUAUACUGAGGACACAUCUUGUAGAGCACUUGUUCAUGUGAUUGUAAGGACAUAUACUGAGGACACAUCUUGUAGAGCACUUGUUCAUGUGAUUGUGAGGACAUAUGCUGAGGACACAUCUUGUAGAGCACUUGUUCAUGUGAUUGUAAGGACAUAUACUGAGGACACAUCUUGUAGAGCACUUGUUCAUGUGAUUGUAAGGACAUAUACUGAGGACACAUUUCCAUCCAAGUGUAGCGCAAAAAAAAAGUUUUUUUGA